AUGGUUGACCGUAAAAACAGCAAGGUUGUUAUAAGAGAAUUUAAUGAAGAUAUAGAUGUUAAAAUGGUGAGAAAGCUUGAGAGGAACUGUGAGAUUGGGACUAAAAAGUUGGUCUCCAUUUUCACCAACAUGAUGAGUGACCCUUUAUCUAGGAUUAGGCUCUACCCCCUUCAUGUUAUGCUGGUAGCCGAGCUUCUUGAAAGCAGGGAACUUGUUGGAGUGAUUCGGGGUUGCAUCAAGAGGGUGGGGACUCUUUCUGGAUCACUCUUGAAGAUGGGUUGCAUCCUAGGCCUCAGGGUGUCUCCUACUUAUAGGAGAAAAGGGGUUGCACUAAAACUUGUCACAGCAGUUGAAGAAUGGAUGGUAAGAAAUGGAGCUGAGUACGCACUCCUAGCCACUGAAAAGAAUAAUGAUGCCUCUAAAAACCUAUUUACCACCAAAUGCAACUAUGUGAAUCUCAGCUCACUUGUUAUAUUUGUCCAUCCAACUAGUUCCCUUACAAAGAACAUUUCCACAAGGGAUGUAAUAAUAGAGAAAGUGGACAUAGAUCAAGCAAUUUUGUUAUAUAGAAGAACCUUGAGGGCCAAAGAUUUGUAUCCAUUAGACAUGGACAUUAUUCUAAAGGAGAAGCUCAGCUUAGGCACAUGGGUAAGUUAUUUCAAAGAAGAGGGCUGGCUCAACUUGUUGAAUAAGGUACGUAGUGAAGAUAGUAUUAUUAGCAAAACCUCAAGCUCAUGGAUCAUUUUUAGUAUAUGGAACAAUUGUGAUUAUGAAGCUUAUAAACUUGAAGUUAGAAAGUCUCAGCCACUAAGGUUUCUUCAUACAACUUUAAAUCAUGCAAGAGAGAAAAUUUCCCCUUGUCUCAGAAUGUUGGCGAGUGGCUCACUAUGUAGAUCCUUUGGGUUUCUCUUCCUCUAUGGACUCCAUGGAGAGGGAGAGAACCUUGGGGAGCUUAUGGAGUCUAUAUGGAGAUUCACAUCAAGAAUGGGAGAAGGUAUGAAGGACUGUAGUGUGGUUAUAACUGAGUUAGGGUUCGGCGAUCCACUGGCCAGCCAUGUUCCUCAGACAACUUCUAUGUCAUGUAUUGAUGAUCUCUGGUACACAAAGAGACUUUCAAGCCACGGCGAUGAAAUGGUGAUGAAGGGAGAAGUGGGAAAUGUGUUCGUUGACCCUAGGGAUUUUUAG
Molecule: messenger RNA, 1185 nt
Organism: Abrus precatorius (Indian licorice)
Lineage: Eukaryota; Viridiplantae; Streptophyta; Magnoliopsida; Fabales; Fabaceae
Product: probable N-acetyltransferase HLS1-like
Exons: 3
Coding region: 1-1185 (394 amino acids)
Molecular function (GO): acyltransferase activity, transferring groups other than amino-acyl groups
Source: RefSeq, a predicted model, not a curated record